Molecule: messenger RNA, 1614 nt
Organism: Sceloporus undulatus (fence lizard)
Lineage: Eukaryota; Metazoa; Chordata; Lepidosauria; Squamata; Phrynosomatidae
Gene: EMX1
Product: empty spiracles homeobox 1
Exons: 2
Coding region: 575-982 (135 amino acids)
Biological process (GO): regulation of DNA-templated transcription; brain development; neuron differentiation
Molecular function (GO): DNA binding; DNA-binding transcription factor activity, RNA polymerase II-specific
Source: RefSeq, a predicted model, not a curated record
AGCACUUUCCAGAAUCAUCAAAAUAAUAUAAAACCUGCCGACGGCGUACAAUCUAAACAUCGAGGAUAAAAACAAUAUACAGCAAAUGGUCAGUUUUAUCCCAAUAAAUAAUAAUAAUGUUGUUACCCGCCUCAAUCCCCAAAAUGGAAGAGGUGGGAUAUAAAUAAAUAUUUCAUUCAUUCAUUCAAUAAAAUACAAUUUUAAAACUAUAGUAAAAGUAUAGGCACCACUAGUCUGGCUUAUCAAAACAGAUCACUUUGCGAUCAGAGGCGCUUCAGAGGACAGAAAACCUGCUCUGCCUGUUCCUAACGGUGAGGCUGAAAGGUAGAUAUCUGGGAAUAAAAAGGUUUUGCUGUGUGUAUGUUUAUGGGCACAUAUUUGCUAAGGAAGCUGGCCCCAGCAUUUACUGCUUUGGUUUGUUGCAGUAUUUGCUGCCUUGAAUGGCAGAAUGGGGCUGGACUGGAUCAGGGCCCUUCUUGGGGUCUCUUCCAACUCUAGGAUGGGUCUAAAAAGAGUUUUCAGUGAGUUCUUGACCAUGUCCUGAGGGAAGUGCUGCAGGGAUGGAUGGCCGGUGAUGCCCUUUUGCCUGGAUGGCUUGGACGCUGACCUCUCUGCCCUUCCUUUUGCAGGCAGCGAUGUGUCCCAGGAGAGCCUCCUUUUGCACGGCCCUUUUGCCAGGAAGCCCAAGCGGAUCCGGACCGCCUUCUCGCCUUUGCAGCUCCUGAGGCUAGAGCGGGCCUUCGAGAAGAACCACUACGUGGUCGGCGCCGAACGCAAGCAACUGGCCAGCAGCCUCAGCCUCUCCGAGACCCAGGUGAAGGUCUGGUUUCAGAACCGGCGGACCAAAUAUAAGCGGCAGAAGCUGGAGGAAGAAGGGCCCGAGUCGGACCAGAAGAAGAAAGGCUCGCACCACAUCAACCGAUGGCGCAUUGCCACCAAGCAGUCCAGCGGAGAAGACAUUGACGUCACUUCUAACGACUAAGGAGGGAUUGCCAUAGAUGGAGAGCCACAGGACACACCGCUGCCCCAAGGACACUGAGAGGGAUGGACCGGGCAGGAUGACCACGGACUCUGGAGAACUGAAUGGGGACACAGUGGCCGGCCCCAAGUGCUCUGCCCCAUUGCCAGUGGUGGGACCCUUUCUAAGGGGCACGCGAGAGGGAUGCCUGCUCUCGGACAUGGCAUCUCCAUGCUGGACACUUUUGGUGGUCCUUUGGCCCAUGGGGCAGCCUGUGGGGACAGAGAUGUGACUGACCAGGACCUGCGGAGGCAGAAGACUACAGGAAGACCCCCCAAAACCAAGGGGAGCGGACCCUCCGUCCUGCGGGUGCAAGCAAAUAAACAUAUCUACCAAGACCUCAGCUGCAAACACACUCCUUUUGUCUUUGUUGGGUUUGGGCUGGAUGAUGAUUAAUAUUAAUAUUAUUAUUAUUGUUAAUGGCAACAAACAAAAGGGAAUACCUUUCUCCCGUUUUUAAUUUAUUAUUUUGUGUCUGUGUUUUUGGUGUGCGACCGUGUACCUCUUCCCUCUUGUCGUCGACACAGAUAGCUGUAGUCUGUGUGUGUCUGUGUGUUGCGUGGGUGCGGGCGGGUGUUACUCUGUGUGGGAAUAAA